Messenger RNA from Ziziphus jujuba (common jujube), 1114 nucleotides. RefSeq names its product RING-H2 finger protein ATL8. The transcript has a single exon. The record is from RefSeq and is a predicted model, not a curated record. Bases 332 to 964 code for a protein of 210 amino acids. Lineage: Eukaryota; Viridiplantae; Streptophyta; Magnoliopsida; Rosales; Rhamnaceae.
GUUUUCUCUGCAACCACAGAGACAGAGAGAGAGAGAGAGAGAGAGAGAGAGCUCUUUAUAACUCUUUUUAACUCAAAAUACUCUCUGCCUAGCUUUCCCACCCUAUCCUUCCCAAACACUUCUGCUUUUCUGGUUUCUUUCUAUUUUUUUUUUUUUUUCAGUUUUCUUGGCACCUAAACGGAACUUAAAACCCACCAUCAUAUACUCUUUGUAUAAAAAUUAAAGCACCCAAAUACUAAAACCCUCACAAAUUCUUCUUUCUUGUUCCAUUUUUUUCUUCUCAAUUAACACAGAAAGAGAGAGAGAGAGAGAGAGCUAAGACAUAUGUGUCAUGACUCGAACUCUGAGAUUUCUCAGCGCAGCCACCAACACAUCGUCGACAGCGAUGGUGGUGGAAGCGCCGCCUCCUGAGGCGGUGACCCUGGAGUCUGACUUCGUGGUGAUCUUGGCGGCUUUGCUUUGCGCCUUGAUAUGCGUGGUUGGUCUAAUCGCCGUGGCCCGCUGCGCUUGGCUCCGCCGUGGCUCCGCCGCCGGCGGGAGAGGCACUCGAUCGCCGAGUCAAGCCGCGGCAAACAAAGGCCUGAAGAAGAAGGUGCUGCAAUCCCUUCCGAAGUUUACGUACGGCGCUGCCACCGCCGACGUUUGCGGCGGCGAGCCGGCGAAGAUAGCGACGGAGUGCGCCAUAUGUUUGGGGGAGUUUGCGGAAGGGGAGGAGAUAAGAGUGUUGCCGCAGUGCGGACAUAGCUUCCACGUAGGCUGCAUUGACACGUGGCUGGGAUCCCAUUCGUCUUGCCCAUCCUGUCGGCAGAUCCUCGUGGUGGGGAGGUGUCAGAAGUGCGGUCAGUUUCCGGCCGUUUCCGGCGGCUCAGCCGCCGCUCGGAGUGAGGCCCAGAUGAAAGCCAGACAGGAUAUAUCUUAUUCUGCUACUGUAUCUAAUCACACUAGUAUUGGGUUUUUGCCUUGACACAGUUUUUCUUUUUCACUCUUUUUUUUUCCCCCCCCUUAAUUACUAAAAAUUUGGGCUUCGAUGUGCCUGUAAAGACUGUAUAUAUAAUCAUCGUAUUCUGCACUUCUAAUAUCUCCAAUGAAACUCUACUUUUUCACUUUCCCUAAA